Periophthalmus magnuspinnatus is the source of this 2080-nucleotide messenger RNA. RefSeq names its product arrestin domain-containing protein 3-like. The record is from RefSeq and is a predicted model, not a curated record. Bases 70 to 1437 code for a protein of 455 amino acids. Gene Ontology annotation, biological process: protein transport. The transcript is spliced from 6 exons. NCBI's taxonomy places the organism in Eukaryota, Metazoa, Chordata, Actinopteri, Gobiiformes, Gobiidae. Gene Ontology annotation, cellular component: cytoplasm; plasma membrane.
GUGCUUUACAUGCUCUAGCAACAGCUGCACGUUCUGUGAUCCUUAGUUUUCUUGUUUUCUGUUUUUAAAAUGCCUACAGUGAAAAAAUUUAUGCUAACUUACGAUGAGUUAAACGAGUAUGGGGCGUUUUCGGAGGGGGACACUAUAACAGGGAAGGUUACACUGGAACUAGGAAAAGAAACCAAGAUCGAAAGCCUCUUCGUAAAACUUAAAGGCGACGUUAGAGUUCAUUGGUCUGAACAAGAUGGAGAGGACUCCAGAAGCUACAGCGCGCACACGAGACUGUUUAAACAGAAGCAGCUUCUCAUCAGCCAAGAGUCCAAUGACACCAAACGUCCUGCAGGGAUUCAUAUGUUCAAAUUCAGCUUGAGUAUACCACAAGGAAAUAUGCCCUCAUCCUUUCAAGGUACUUAUGGAAAGGUUGUUUACAAACUUGAGGCCAAGCUGUCGAGAAGCUGGAGGAUGGACAGUACAGAUGAAAAGGAGCUUUGUUUUCGGUCAAAGGCAUUUCCUCAUAUUGAUCAAAUGAAUUUGCCACAGGUCCGCUCAACAAAUAAAGAAGUUGGUGUCUUCAGAAAAGGGACAGUGCAGAUGGAUGUUACAGUUGACAAGAGAGGUUAUGUCCCAGGUGACUCUGUGUUGAUAACUGCAAAAGUCAAUAAUUCCUCAUCCAAAGAUGCCACACCCAAAUUCAGCUUCAUUCAAGAUGUGUUGUACCGAGCAAGUGGAAAUACUAAGCAUGAAAAAAAUCUAAUUCACAAAGAAGUCCAAGAGUGUGUUAAACCUCAAACUUCUAAGGAACUCAGGUUUUCAUUCAAGAUUCCUUCCAAUACACCGCUGUCCAUUGAGAACUGUGACAUACUGUCUGUGGAGUACCGCAUUAAGGCAUAUCUGGAUAUCAGUUUUUCCUCUAAUCCAGAGGUUGUGUUUCCAGUGGAUCUUUUCUGGAUCAGUCCUCAUUCUACAGGUGGCGCGGUUGGAGGCCCGAGUGCCAGUGACUUCCCCGCUCCAGUAUCUUUUGCUAGUCCUUAUUCUCCAGCUGCAGGAGCAUCUCUGUAUCCAGCAACAUCUCAAUACCCACACAGUCCUGCAGUGUACUCCGGAGCUCCAAGGACAUAUCCUGGAAGUUACCACAACCCUGUUCCUCAGCAGCCAGAUGCAUACGGAUCUCCAUUUUCCUCGUCAUCAUCAGCCUCUGUUCUUUACCCUCCUCCUCCCGCUGGGCCAGCACACUCCCAAUUCGCUUCAGCGCCACCAACUUACAAUACGCUGGAACCUCCUCCACCAAGUUACCCCUUAGCCCCACUUUCCUCUGGAGUAACUGUGCCUUCUGCCCCUGUGAUGACUGAAAACUUCCUCUCCCAAACAGAUGAGGAGCCUCCAUCGUAUGAAAUCCUCUUCCCCUCAUCCAAUGGUUCAAAUUCUCACCCAAAAUAGUUAAAGGUUCCCUUUGAUCAAAUUGUAAAGGUAUUAACUGCUCUAGCUAAUACAACAGUAAUAAUAGUUUGCAUUUUUACAUAUAGCCUAACUAAUCAAAUGGAUUUAAUAGGCUGGGUCCGUGUUUCAUUUCAAUACUCUAAGAUGCUUAUGGCACUCUUAUGUGAUGAUGUCAUAAUUUUGGCUACUUCCGGGUGCACUUUCAUCGCCUUUCACUGGUAUCAUAUUGGUGUUUUCAUAUUUGAAACUGCAGUGAUGAGCAUUCUCUCAUUCACCUCUAGAGAUGAUUUUCAGACAUAUGUUACCAAAUUAUAUUUACCAUUAUUUUUCUAUGCAGUGUUUUUUUUGUGUCACAACUAUAGUAUCAAAUUGAACUGGAGGGCAGGUCAGAAUUCUACGGUGAAAUGUGCUGUGUAACUCUGAUAUUCAGAUUUGUCAGCCUGGUUUAUGGUUAAGAACUCUAUAAUUUCUGGGCCUAUCAACAUGAAACAAACAGACACAAAGUGCAAAAUCUACCCUGACAUAAAUAUCUAUAGCUUCAGGAAGGGGUGCUAUUAUUCAACUCCAAAGAUGUGUUGGACAAACCUUCCAACUUCACACAGAAUCAAACAGAAAAUUGUGCCAAAAAGUAAAGCGCUUAACC